This is a messenger RNA of Nymphaea colorata (pocket water lily), 2547 nucleotides long. RefSeq names its product senescence-associated carboxylesterase 101-like. Lineage: Eukaryota; Viridiplantae; Streptophyta; Magnoliopsida; Nymphaeales; Nymphaeaceae. The coding region runs from base 420 to 2315 and encodes 631 amino acids. Gene Ontology annotation, biological process: lipid metabolic process; defense response. The transcript has 4 exons. Gene Ontology annotation, molecular function: carboxylic ester hydrolase activity. The record is from RefSeq and is a predicted model, not a curated record.
AAGCUUCAGCGCCCAAUAAUUGACGUUGGAUCGACACUCCACAAGACCUUUCCAAGGAAGCAAUCUCUCUCUGAAUUUCUAGGUAGUUGUCCAUGAAAGGUUGCAAGUUCAGUGAGGCAGAGCCAAGGACCAACUGAUUCUCUCCACAUGCAUCCUCCAAAGGGCGUGGAUUUCACGAGCCAUCAUCCUUCAUGGUGGACGACUUUUCUACAGGUCUUCCUGGCGUUGAACUAAGCUUAUACAAACCCCAUUCCCACUUCGACUUCCUCACUACCAACGACAACACCUCCAUCUCCUUCCGCGAUCCCAUUCUCACCGCCUUCUUCAGACUCCUUGAAGCCACCGACCUCGAAGCCUAGAAUACAGGGACAGACAGCACAGUACCAAUACUCUCCCUGUUUCUGCUGGAUCUCUAAGCGAUGGAGGGAGGUCGCAAAUUCCGUGGAGGGAUAGAGAAGGCCAACCUCAUACUCUCGACAGGCCUCCUCCAGAGGUCCUGGCUUUCCAUCUUAGAGCUCCAACGCUCUCCCCACCUCCGCUUCUUCGUCCAGAAUCUGCCCAAGUGCACCAUCGUAGCCUUCAGCGCAGAUCACAGCCAACCAGCUCCGGAAGCUCUCCAGCCAACCCUUCAACCCCUGAACGAAAAGCAUCCCACCUUGGGCUUUCUCGCCACCAAGAGGAUCCCCUCCGUCUCUAUCCACAGCGCCCCGCUCUCUGCUUUCCUCCACCUCCUGGACACCACUGAUCUCAAAGAGAAGCUGAAGAACCUAACGUCCAAGGGCCAGCCGCGGCUCAUACUCGUCGGUGAGUCGCUAGGAGGAUCGGUUGCCGCCCUCUGCACACUGUGGCUUCUAAAGAGCACUCCCCCCCUGCCUCCCAUAUGCAUCACCUUCGGAUCUCCCCUCCUUGGAGACGCUCCACUCCAGAAGGCCGUCAGCAAUAUCGAACCAUGGAAGACCCAAUUCUGGCAUGUCGUCGGCCAUGGCGACCCCAUCCCCCGUCUCUUCCUUCCCAACUCCUUCCGACCCUUCGGCACCUAUUUUCUCGUCUCUGGAUCGAGCUGCGCCUGUUUCGACGAUCCCGACUCCGUCGUCCAGCUCUUGGAAUUCGGACGCCCGAAUAUCUCAUCUGCAGAGACCAACUUCAAGGGCUAUGGCUUCGUGUUGAAGCAACUCCAGGAGAAGAGCAAGUACAGAAGCAACGUGCCGUCGACUGAUAAUUUUCAGGACAGCCUUAAAGCGGAUUUGAGCCUGCAACUAGCAGCGGCUGGAAUCGGGACGAACGCUCAGGGCAUGCUGCUUUGUAAACUGGAAAAGAACGAGAAUGCAAUGGACGAGAGCAGAAAGCGCCAAGGCAAUCCCUCCAAGAAACUGAACGAGGUGAAGAAGUGGAUGGCCAAAUUGGAAUGGUAUAAGAAAUACGGUGAGUCUAUGGGCAAGGUCUACUAUGAUUGCUACAAGAAGAGAACUGAUGAGAGAGACUUUGAUAUCGUCACCCUCAAGAAUUCAAUCAACGCUUACUGGAAAAAGAAGGUGGAGGAAGCGGAGAGCAAGCCGCAGGCGCCGGACGCUCGGAUGCGCACCCGCUGGCUCUUCAGCGGAGUGACUUACAUGCGCAUGGUCGAGCCUCUCGAUAUCGCGGAUUACUUCCGCAAGAAGGACUACCCGUCUGUAAGAGCUGAGAAGAAGGACUACCCGUCUGACAGAGCUGAGCAUUACAAGUUGCUAGACAGAUGGAACAAGGAAGAGGCGCAAAUAGGCACGAAGAAGAAGGAUAAGGCUCCAAGCCUAACUGAGGACUCCUGCUUCUGGGCUCGUGUGGAGGAGGCGACACUGAAGCUGGACGAACUACUAACAACGGCAGAUGUUAAUCGGGAAUUUGAACUCAAGAAGGGGCUCAUAGAGUUUGAAGCCUAUAUCAUGAAGUUGGUGAACAACUAUGAGCUCUCCCCUGAGGUUUUCUUAAGGGAAAGUUCAUUCCUGGAUUGGUGGCGAAAGUACGAAAGGAAGCUUGCGGCUGGUGGUUAUUAUUCGCCACGCAUUCCUCUGGAAUUGCCACAAGGGUCCCAAGAACAAGGCGCAGUCAUAAGGUGGUGGAGCGAGUACGAAGAGGAGGCCGAGCCUGCUGGUGAACACUGUUCAUCAAAGAUUCAUGUUCGUUUCUGGAAUGGCCUUGGGCUCUCAUCUGAGGGUUUCCUGGAGACGAAGAGUGAGUUCAUGGCGCGUUGGAGGAAGGAAGAACAGGGGCUGAAUCCUGCCGAUACUUCACCAUUUGCUUGUUUCAUGAAGGGCAAGUACUAUGAAAGCUACAAAUGAAACUCGUUGAUCUUGACAAGUUCACAGUGACAUAUCUGGAAUAUGGAUUCCUGCGCCUCUUAGUUCCUUGCUCAGUAAUAUUUCAAACAUUGAAUAUUGUUGUAAUUAGGCAAUUAUGUGUGCUUUCUUUGAAGUUUGAACUCAUCAUAACUAUGCUUUGCUGCGAUGCCUGAAUCAAGUGUGAAUUAUCAGAACUCUUAUAGAUUAAUAUUAUUGUUUAUGUUGUGGAGAA